AUGGAGACGCACAUCAUUCAAGCACAGGAAGCCACGCAGCGCCUCCGGCGGCAGCUGGCCAUCCACCCGCCGAUGUUAGACACUGUCUCAGAACAGCUCGGCCUGCUGCGGCGACAUCACAAGGAACUGAAGGAUUGGACCCUGGAGUGCAUGGCCAAGUCUCUUCUGGAGCUGGGCCGCUCCAAACAUUCCGCGGCCUGGGAACAAGCAGCCAGCAGACCGGAAAUUUCCUCCUUGAAAUCGCAGCUGAAUGUCCUUAAAGAGGAAAACGGGCAGCUUAAGUCCCAGCUCGCUUCGGCGCAGGACCGGGAGCGUGAGGUGCAGCAGAUGAUCGAGCGUGCCAAAAGCCGAAACGGGAGGCUCCUGCUGGAAGUGGCGGACAUGAGGCAAACGGCGGAAGAUCAGACACGUCUGAAGCAGCUGGUAGAGCACCUGAGCAGCGAGCUGAGCAGUGCAACAGAUCGUGCAACUGAUGCUGAGAUGGAGUGCGAAUCGCUGCGGAAGGAGCUCGCAAGAUCUGGACAAAGACAGUCAAGACAGUCCUCUGAUCCAGGCAGUGAUGAUGGCAAUUCGGAAGAGCUGGCCCAACGCCUCAUGGAGAUGCAAGAGGCAUUGGAAGCUGCAAGGGACCGCGCGACGGAUGCCGAGAUGGAGUGCGAGGCGUUACGUAAGCAACUGGAGCAAGUGCGAAGCCUACGCUCAACUGGAGAGAACGAAGGUGAUGACGAUUCACACCUGUUUGAGAAGCUGGGAGACUUGCAAGACCAGCUAGAGAGAGCCAGGGAUCGUGCCACUGAUGCUGAGAUGGAGUGCGAAUCGCUGCGGAAGGAGCUCGCAAGAUCUGGACAAAGACAGUCAAGACAGUCCUCUAAUCCAGGCAGUGAUGAUGGCAAUUCGGAAGAGCUGGCCCAACGCCUCAUGGAAAUGCAAGAGGCAUUGGACGCUGCAAGAGACCGCACGACGGAUGCCGAGAUGGAGUGUGAGGCUUUACGUAAACAACUGGAGCAAGUGCGAAGCCUACGCUCAACUGGAGAGAACGAAGGUGAUGACGAUUCACACCUGUUUGAGAAGCUGGGAGACUUGCAAGACCAGCUAGAGAGAGCCAGGGAUCGUGCCACUGAUGCUGAGAUGGAGUGCGAAUCGCUGCGGAAGGAGCUCGCAAGAUCUGGACAAAGACAGUCAAGACAGUCCUCGGAUCCAGGCAGUGAUGAUGGCAAUUCGGAAGAGCUGGCCCAACGCCUCAUGGAGAUGCAAGAGGCAUUGGAAGCUGCAAGAGACCGCACGACGGAUGCCGAGAUGGAGUGCGAGGCGUUACGUAAGCAACUGGAGCAAGUGCGAAGCCUACGCUCAACUGGAGAGAACGAAGGUGAUGACGAUUCACACCUGUUUGAGAAGCUGGGAGACUUGCAAGACCAGCUAGAGAGAGCCAGGGAUCGUGCCACUGAUGCUGAGAUGGAGUGCGAAUCGCUGCGGAAGGAGCUCGCAAGAUCUGGACAAAGACAGUCAAGACAGUCCUCUGAUCCAGGCAGUGAUGAUGGCAAUUCGGAAGAGCUGGCCAAACGCCUCAUGGAGAUGCAAGAGGCAUUGGAAGCUGCAAGAGACCGCACGACGGAUGCCGAGAUGGAGUGCGAGGCGUUACGUAAGCAACUGGAGCAAGUGCGAAGCCUACGCUCAACUGGAGAGAACGAAGGUGAUGACGAUUCACACCUGUUUGAGAAGCUGGGAGACUUGCAAGACCAGCUAGAGAGAGCCAGGGAUCGUGCCACUGAUGCUGAGAUGGAGUGCGAAUCGCUGCAGAAGGAGCUCGCAAGAUCUGGACCAAGACAGUCAAGACAGUCCUCUGAUCCAGGCAGUGAUGAUGGCAAUUCGGAAGAGCUGGCCCAACGCCUCAUGGAGAUGCAAGAGGCAUUGGACGCUGCAAGGGACCGCGCGACGGAUGCCGAGAUGGAGUGUGAGACUUUACGUAAGCAGCUCCGCUCAGCGCCGGGACACAAUGCAGAAAGCACGGUGUUGCAAGAUGGCAAAACACUGCGCGAGCUGGAGCUCGAAAGGCAGAUUGCAGAUCUCAUGGCCGAUUUGAAGCGCACGCCUAAGUCCAAAGACCCUGCGUGA
Messenger RNA from Symbiodinium natans, 2112 nucleotides. The record is from the annotation of a GenBank genome assembly. NCBI's taxonomy places the organism in Eukaryota, Dinophyceae, Suessiales, Symbiodiniaceae.